AGCAGCGGCAGCCGGGCGGGCUCUGCCGCCGGGGCGGCGCGGCCAUGGAGUCGGGCCUGGAGGAGCUGAUGCCGCGGCUGCUGCCCGUGGGCGACUGUGACCUGGCCGAGGACUUCGAUCCCACCGUGCCUCCCAGGACGCCCCAGGAGUAUCUAAAGCGCGUCCAGAUUGAAGCAGCUCGAUGUCCUGACGUUGUCGUGGCGCAAAUAGAUCCCAGAAAAUUGAAGAAGAAGCCGACAGUAAACAUUUCAAUUUCUGGAUGUCAGCCUGCCCCUGAAGGAUACUCUCCAACACUCAAGUGGCAGCAGCAGCAAGUGGCCAAUUUCUCAGCUGUUCGUCAGAGCCUGAACAAGCACAGGAAUCACUGGCGGUCACAACAUUUGGACAGCAAUGUUACUAUGCCAAAAUCAGAGGAUGAAGAAGGCUGGAAGAAAUUCUGCCUUGGGGAAAGAGUAUACUCAGAAAUAGAUGCACUAUCUGAUAAUGAAAAUUUAGGAAUUGAUUACUUGAAGGUGGGCUUUCCCCCUUUGCUAAGUAUUGUAAGCAGGAUGAAUCAGGCAACAGUAACCAGUGUCUUAGAAUACCUGAUAAGCUGGUUUGGAGAGAAAAAAUUUACUCCAGAGCUGGGUAGAUGGUUUUAUGCACUGUUAGCAUGCCUUGAAAAACCUUUGCUACCUGAAGCUCACUCUCUUAUUCGACAGCUGGCAAGACGAUGUUCAGAAGUCAGGGCACUGGAGGAGAGCAAGAAUGAAGAACAAAUAUCAGCUCUGAACUUGAUAAUCUGCUUAGUUAGUAGGUACUUUGAUCAACGUGACCUGGCUGAUGAGCCUUCCUAGGCUGUUUUGAGAACAUGCAGUAUUUUUCAUUGCCACAGUACAAACAGCAUUAUCAGAGUUAAUAGCAAGACACUGCACUGUUGAGACCUGAAGUAUUACACAAUCCCUUCAGACCACCCUCACCCUAAAGCAUUUGGGACAGCUGUGAAUAACAUCAGCUGAGUUUUAGCUGAGAUUGUCAGUGUCUCCAAAACUCAAAUACCAUCAUCACCAUCAUUGUAAAGUGUAACUGAAGUGUCCAGCAUCCUCUCUCAAGCUCCUGUCUUUGUAAACUACAUUCUUGGUUAGAAAUUUCUACAAUCUGAGUAAUCUAUGGACACUGCUAUUAGGGGAAGUCUGAGGUUACAUUACAAAUCAUUAUUCUUUUUCUAACAGACUUAUUGAGGACUUUUUUAAUAAAACUAAAGGAUUUUAAA
Vidua chalybeata is the source of this 1252-nucleotide messenger RNA. RefSeq names its product gem nuclear organelle associated protein 2 (gene GEMIN2). The transcript is spliced from 10 exons. Lineage: Eukaryota; Metazoa; Chordata; Aves; Passeriformes; Viduidae. The coding region runs from base 45 to 836 and encodes 263 amino acids. Gene Ontology annotation, cellular component: spliceosomal complex; nucleus; SMN complex. Gene Ontology annotation, biological process: spliceosomal complex assembly; spliceosomal snRNP assembly. The record is from RefSeq and is a predicted model, not a curated record.